Molecule: messenger RNA, 390 nt
Organism: Olea europaea var. sylvestris
Lineage: Eukaryota; Viridiplantae; Streptophyta; Magnoliopsida; Lamiales; Oleaceae
Exons: 1
Coding region: 1-390 (129 amino acids)
Source: RefSeq, a predicted model, not a curated record
AUGGUGGACUUGACUGAUAACAUAAGCACUUGUACAAAAUUUCAGUUAGAGACUUUUUCAUGUGAGCAUGCAGUCGCGGUUGCUAUGUAUCGAGAAUUUGCAACUAGAACAUUGUGCUCUCAUUACUUCACGACUGAUUAUUGGAGAGAUGCGUACGCUGAGACAAUAUUUUCUCUGUGGAACGAAGUUGAGUGGGAAGUCCCCGACUAUAUUCUUCCACUCAAUACAUUGUUGCCACCUCUCAUUGAACCGCGUGGUCCUAAAUGUCCAAGUACGUCUAGAAUACCAUCUACCAGAGAAUUUCCUCGAUCGCGUAGGUGCAGCCAGUGCAAAUCAGUAGGGCAUACUCUCCAAUAUUGUACAAGUCAUGUUCCUCUAAAUGAUAGUUAG